AUGUUUCACAAAUACAAUUCGUUUACGAAUACACUUUCACCAUCUGAUCAAAUUUCUGCUUAUAUACCACAAAGUCUUGGCACUAAGGAAACAACAAAUAAUUUUUUUGUUGCCCCACAACCGAAAGGUCGUUUUCCAGGUGGAUCCAAAUCACAUUCAGAAAGUACCUUAACAAGUUCUAAGAGUUCACUCGUCGGUUUCCUUGAGAAUAAGAGCGGUACUACUAGUUCAGUUUCAACUGCCAAAGCUCAUACAGUAGCUACAACGUCUGCUAGUCAUGCAGUUGCUGGUCAUGGUCAUGAUUCUCAUGCUGCUCCAUGGGAAGGUGUCAAUCUUUGGCGUACACCAUUCAAAGGUGAUACUGAUACAGUUACACAUGUAAAACGUACCAAAGGAACACUUGAUAAAUAUGUUGAAGAUCGUGUCCGUCGUAUCCAACAAUUGCAACUCUUAGCAUUACGUAACAAGACUAUACCUACUUGGGUAAUGAUGCCACGAGACAAACUUCUUUUUGCAGCACAAGGUGUUAUUGUCGCCUAUGUUUUUUAUCAAGUAACUACAACUGUAUACAAUCACUUGAAAGCUAAAGAUCGUCUUAAACUCCUCAAAUUACUCUACAAAGAUAACGUCGAUUAA
Rotaria sordida is the source of this 636-nucleotide messenger RNA. The record is from the annotation of a GenBank genome assembly. NCBI's taxonomy places the organism in Eukaryota, Metazoa, Rotifera, Eurotatoria, Philodinida, Philodinidae.